Messenger RNA from Diversispora eburnea, 933 nucleotides. The record is from the annotation of a GenBank genome assembly. NCBI's taxonomy places the organism in Eukaryota, Fungi, Glomeromycota, Glomeromycetes, Diversisporales, Diversisporaceae.
AUGGCUUCUUACGACGGAAUCGACUCCUUAAAAAGUUUUUUCAGAAACGAAUCACUCAAUAAGAUUGCUAUUUCUAGGGCUUUUCAUGAACUAUGGAAACGAAAUGACAUACAGUCGGAUUGUAACCGUCUUUUAGAGAUUUUAAUCGAGUUAAUGGCAGAAAAUUUAGAUAAAGAAAUAACACCUGGCGAUUAUAGAGUACUUGUAAAAGAAAGCAUUCUUCCAGUAUUGACAAUUGAAAAUAUGUAUGAAACUUUUUGUCAAACUCAUGCUGAAAUUACACAACAUGGAGGACAAAGACAAACAAGGACUUCAAUAAAAGCAAAAUGGGGUUCGAUUAGACAAAGUAUUAUUGAUGAAUUAGUUAAUAAUUGUACAAUAUGUGCUGUUAGAAAACCAUCUUUUCAUCCUUUAUCUGCAAAACCAAUUAUUGCAAAAAAUUUUUUGUCACGAGUUCAGAUAGAUUUAAUUGAUUUAUCAUAUGAUGCUGAUGGAGAAUAUAAAUAUAUUUGUCAUGUUCGUGAUCAUUUUACACGAUUUUCUUGGGCUAAAUCUUUAACAUCAAAAAGAGCUGUUGAAGUAGCAGCUUAUUUAUUUGAUCUUUUUCAUUUCUUGGGUUCACCUCCUACAAUUCUUCAAUCUGAUAAUGGAAAAGAAUUUUGUGCUUCUGUUAUAAAAGAAUUAAUUUCUUUAUGGCUUUCUGUAAAAAUAAUUAAUGGACAUCCACAACAUCCUCAAUCACAAGCACAUAAAAAAACUCCUUAUGAACUUGUAUAUGGUGAUAAACCUCGAGGAAAUAGUACUUUAAUUGAAGAUUUAUUUCAAAAAAAAAUUUAUGAUGAAGAAAAUAUAGAAAUGAAACAAAAAAUCGUUCUUCAAUCACUACGAUUACAAUGUCAAAUCGGAGGAAAACUUGACAUGGGAUUUUCAUGA